UGCCAGUCAGAGAGGUGAAGAAGACCAAAACACACUGAAUGGAGAGGAGGAGGAGAGGGGAUUCUUUCACAUGGACUGUGCCUUAAAAUCCGGCUGUGAGUCCUGAGUCCUGGUUUAAGACAUGGAUGAGAUAUUUAACCACAGCGGAGCUCCAAACCGGAGUUUCUCCGGUGAUGAGAGGUUCGGCUUUGAAGACAUCGAUGUGAGCGCAGACGGGACUCCCAUCCUGAGGAUCCUCAUCUCUGUGGUUUACUCUGUAGUUUGCGCGGUGGGUUUGGUGGGGAACCUGCUCGUGUUUUUCCUCAUGAGGUUAAGACAAGGCAGAAAGAGGUCCACGAUUAACUUCUUCAUCAUCAACUUGGCGGUGACGGACUUCCAGUUCGUCCUCACGCUGCCCUUCUGGGCCGUGGACACCGCGCUGGACUUCAGCUGGCCGUUUGGAGACGCCAUGUGCAAAAUCAUCCUGUCGGUCACCGUCAUGAACAUGUACGCCAGCGUCUUCUUCCUCACCGCCAUGAGCGUGACCCGCUACCUGGCCGUGGCCUCGGCCCUGAAGAAGAAAGCUCACCGGAGCCCCCGGUGCGUGAAGUGGGUGUGCGCGGUGCUGUGGGUGGCGGCGACGGCGGCGACGGCUCCGACAGCCAUCUUCUCCACCGUGACCGUGGUGGCCGGAGAGAAACUCUGCCUCCUCAAGUUCCCCGAAGGAUACGACUGGCUCGCCCUCUACCACAUCCAGAAGAUCCUCAUAGCCUUCAUCAUCCCGAUGCUCAUCGUGUCCGUCAACUACCUGAUGCUGCUGCGCUUCGUGAGGCAGCGGAGCAUGGACGGCAGCAACCCCAAACGGAGGUCCAGAGUCACCAAAUCAGUCGCUAUCGUGGUUUUGUCUUUCUUCUUCUGCUGGAUGCCAAACCACGCCAUCACCUUCUGGGGCGUCUUGGUCAAAUUCAACGCGGUCAACUGGGACACUUCCUACUACAUGGUGCACACCUACGUGUUUCCGGUCACCGUGUGUCUGGCGCACGCAAACAGCUGCUUGAACCCGGUGCUUUACUGCCUGAUGAGGCCGGAGAUCAGGAAGAUGCUCAGCGGGUUGUUCUGGAAAGUCUCCAGUCCGUCCGCCAGCAAAGUCUGUGCCACGCGCUCCGUUACGCAGGGCGAGCUCCAGGGAGUCGUUCCCCUCCAGAUCAUGGACAACGCGGAGUAUUCGCUGCCCAUCAUCGACCGGAAAGGUUUAUCCAGAUCCAAAAUCAUCCCAUACAGCCGCUGAGCGUCCUCCUCUGCUCUGGUGGAUCAGCUGGAGCUGUCGUGCGUAAUUCUCUCGCCUCUGUUCCAGUUUGAACAUUUUACUGAGCAGGUUCACAGAUCAUCACGCGUUUUUAUCCAGACUGAAUGUGACAGGUGACUCAUUCUCCAAAGUGCUCUCUGAUUCCAUUCAUGGAAAAAAAAACAAAUAAGCUUUGAAUUUGUGUUUCUUCUUUGCACUCCAUUAAAAUGCAGCUUUUCUUAUUGUGAGAAGAAAGACGAGAAAAGAGAGUCUGGGACAAACAGCCUGGAAUGGAAUCAAAUGCUGGACAUUGAGGGACACCAGAGUCUCAGCUCCAUGGGAUCCUAUAAAAUGAUCUAUAAUGAACAUGGCUAUGGUUGCAGUGUUUUCCAUUCAUGUUGUAAAACCUGUCUGUAAAUAAACGGCUUUUUCCAUCUCA
This is a messenger RNA of Acanthochromis polyacanthus (spiny chromis), 1703 nucleotides long. RefSeq names its product relaxin family peptide receptor 3.3a2 (gene rxfp3.3a2). The transcript has a single exon. Gene Ontology annotation, biological process: immune response; G protein-coupled receptor signaling pathway. Gene Ontology annotation, molecular function: G protein-coupled receptor activity. Lineage: Eukaryota; Metazoa; Chordata; Actinopteri; Pomacentridae. The record is from RefSeq and is a predicted model, not a curated record. The coding region runs from base 122 to 1267 and encodes 381 amino acids. Gene Ontology annotation, cellular component: membrane.